GGCUCGGAGCCGGCUCAGCUCUCGUUCGGUGCCCGUUCCGUGCCCGCUCCAUGCGGGAUCUCCCGGCUCCGGGAUGAGCCCCUGGCAGCAGCGCCCGCCCAACGCCAGCGCGGCCGGCGGGAUGGGCCCGCGGGGGAACGGCACGGGCCGGGCGGCCGAGCGCGGCAGCGCCGUGUCCGUGGCCAUCCCGCUGACCAUGAUGCUGACGGGCGUCGUGGGCAAUGCCCUGGCCAUGCUGCUCGUGUCCCGCAGCUACCGCGCCAAGGGCAGCCGCAGGAAGCGCUCGUUCCUGCUGUGCAUCGGCUCCCUGGCGCUCACCGACAUGCUGGGCCAGCUGCUCACCAGCCCCAUCGUCAUCUCCGUGUACCUGUCGGGCCGGCCCUGGGCGGCCAUGGACCCCUCGGGGCGCCUCUGCGACUUCUUCGGCUUCAGCAUGACGGUGUUCGGGCUGUGCCCGCUGCUGAUCGCCAGCGCCAUGGCCGUGGAGCGGGCGCUGGCCAUCCGCGCCCCGCACUGGUACGCGAGCCACAUGAGCCCGCGGGCCACCGAGCGCGGCCUGGCCGCCAUCUGGGCCGCCGGCGUGGCCUUCGCGCUGCUGCCGCUGGCCGGGCUGGGCCGCUACGCGCUGCAGUGGCCCGGCACCUGGUGCUUCAUCAGCACGGCCGGCGGCAGCGCCUUCGCCGCCGCCUUCGCCGCGCUGGGGCUGCUGUCCCUCGUGGUCACCGGCGCCUGCAACCUGGCCACCAUCGAGGCGCUCGUGUCCCGCUGCCGCGCCAAGGCCAGCGCGGCGCACCCCAGCUCGCAGUGGGGCCGGAUCACCAUGGAGACGCUGAUCCAGCUGCUGGGCAUCAUGUGUGUGCUGUCGGCCUGCUGGUCACCGCUGCUGAUCACCAUGCUGAGGAUGAUCUCCGAGCACACGGCCGAGCCCUGCCGGGGCGGCUCCGGCGAAUCCCAGCGCUGGGAGCUGCGCAGGGAAUGCAACCUGUCGCUGACCGCCGUGCGCCUGGCCUCCCUCAACCAGAUCCUGGACCCCUGGGUGUACCUGCUGCUCCGCAAGAUCCUGCUGCGCAAGUUCUGCCAGGCAGCCAGCGCCAUGUCCAAGUGCUCCAACGCCGAGUGCAGGGACAGGUCCAUCACCCUGGCCGAGGAGAUCCAGCGGACGGCGGCCUGAGGGCACCUUCCCACAGCACCGGGAAUGCUGCUGCCAGCGGGCGCCUGGAAGCCUUCCUGGGGAUCACCGGUGCCGCUGCUGCACUCAGAGUGCCACAUUCUCCUGCAGGGUGCCAAAAGUGCUGGGAUGCAGCAGGACAGGACACUCCGUGGUCAGCGGUGGCUGAGCUGCAGAACGGGGUGAGGACACUCCAUGGGCACUGCAGAACAGGGUGAGGAUGUUCCAUGGGCACUGCAGAACGGGGUGAGGACGUUCCCGGUCGUUGCCACUCGUGGCUGAGCUGCAGAACAGGAGGUUAUUUUGGGCCUGAGCAUGAGGGGGCUUCUCUUGCUUUAAGGUGGAAAAAAUGGUUUUCCUGACAGCCAGCAGAUUCUACGGAUGGAAUUGCUGCAGGGACUCACUCCUGACUAUGUUUAAUACUAACAUUAUCUCCUUCAGAGAGUCCUUCCUCCUCCUUUUUCUGGAGGGGCAAGGGGAGAAAGGGGAAAAACCACGGGAAUAAGGAAAACAAAAUUAAAUUUGAUUGGAUUUCAGUGUCUUAAAACUGAGCAGGGGCUGUGGCAGGGAUGGAACAUCCACCUCUUCCAGGAGCUGAAGGCAGCACGAGUCUCUUGACUCAUGGAUGUGUCCUGAUAAACACUCAUCCGUGUGGCAGCUGAAGGGAGCUCGAGGGGGAUGCAGCACUGGGCCAAGGGGAGAAAUGCUGGAUUUUUUCCCUGGCAGCCUGUGGAAUCCCCAGGCAGGCUGGAAUUGCUGUUUGCACUGCACCCCACAGAGCUGCUGGGGGCACAUGGAGAGGGGAGAAACAGCCUGGAAAAGACACUCCUGCUCUUCCUGCUGGGGAUCAAUGGCAAAGGCUUCCAGAGCCAAAUCCACUGCUCCCACAGGAGCUGUUUUCCUGGGAAGUGCCCAUGUCCAGGAGUAACGUGAGCAGCAAAUGCUUUGUGAGGAAUGGGGAUGGCACUCGGGACCUCUUCGUUCCUACAGAGGGGCCAGAGCAGCAUCACAAAGAGUUCAGUUCAUCUUCCCCCAAAAACACAAAUGUGGCAGCUUUGGGAAUGUUUAAUUUAAUUCCAGCAGACUGGAAGCAGUGCGUGGAAGUGUGUGAGUCAGGUCUUUUCCCAAAGAAACUUCCAUGUUUUAUUACAAACUCAGUUCCAAUCCAUUUGUGCCACAUCUGAGGCUUAUUUUUUAAAAGCUGUGUUUUUACUCGUUUUCUUCACCGUUUUGGAGCUGACAGCCUCUCGUCUCCUGAUUCGUGGCCUUUGGGUGAAAUUAAAUGCAAAUACAAUAAAAUACAGCUGAUAUUCCAUGUACCAGGGACUGUGGAAUUCAGGGCCCUUACAGGCAAAUGAAUUCCUGCAUCUGUGAGGAAUUUCUUGCACAAAACCUUUAUUUCUACUCUCUUUAAUUUGUUCAUAAAAGUAACUCCUCAGCAAAGAAUGUGUGCCUUCACUUUCGUCCUGCAUUGUCUGAUUCUUGUCCACAUAAAUCUGAUUUCUGAAUCCAGCCUAAGAGCCAAGGUUUAGCUUUAAUUGAAGGGCCAGCCUAAAUUUCAUGGGAUAAAUGCCUUUUUCAGCUGGAGUUGAUGGACCCUGCUCCGUGCUGAGCUUCUCCUGGGUGUAGCAACUACAGGUACGUCAGUGCUUCAGUUCCUGGCCGGUGCUUUGAGGGAAAAAUGGGCUCUUUCUGCUUAAAAAAGUGCCUUGCAGGAGUCAGACUCUGGCUUUUUGGAAUUAUUUGGGACUGGAAAAAGCCUGUUGUGUGCAGAGGAUCCCUUUUGUUCCCUGUGUGUACUUUUCCUUUGGGAAAGAACUCAACAGAGCCGCUCACUUGUGAAAUAUGUCGGGAUGACCUCAGCUGCCUGGAUCAGCCCUGGCCAGCACAUUCCUGAGCACAGCGCUCCCAGAUCGUCUGGGACCACGGCUGGGAUGGAGAGGAGUUCUGUGAGGAAGAGGGAAUCCAUCCCUGCUUAUCCAGUCCUUUACAGGAAGAGGAGGGUGCAGCAUCGAUCCCGUGUGGAAAACCGGGAAUGUGACAUUGGGAAGGGCCCUCCAGCCGUUUCAGGGCAGCUUAUUCUCAAUAUCGGGGUGGUUUCACUCAGUUCACAUAAAAUGCUGCCUUUUGUGGUGAAUAUUCACAAUGUUUGGGAUGGGCAGUUCUGUCCCUCUGGUGUGGUAAAAUGGAGAAGCUACUUCAUCAAAAUGGGGAGGAAUGGGAGCUUUCUGUUUGUUUACAGGAGAGGAGGAGUGGGAGCUCUGCUCUCCAGCCACGGCUCUGUGAUGGGAUGCACUUUCUAAACCUGAUCCGAGGAGCUCAGGUGUAGCUGGAAGCUUUCAUUCCCAUUUCCAUGGGAUGGGAAGGGGUGCUUGUGUCGUGUUGCUUUAACGAUGCCUUUUCAGCCUGGUCUUUCUGUGUUGUCCCUCUGCCCAGGGGGUUUUGGGAGCUGUAGGGCACGGAAAAUCCACCUGGAGAUCUGCCCGAAAACCACUGGCGUGUGUCUCAACCCCGUGUGUGUUGUACCAGGGAGAAUAAAAACUCGGAGUAA
Messenger RNA from Corvus hawaiiensis (hawaiian crow), 3719 nucleotides. It is a transcript of the gene PTGER3, whose product is annotated as prostaglandin E receptor 3. The transcript is spliced from 2 exons. Gene Ontology annotation, cellular component: plasma membrane. Gene Ontology annotation, biological process: intestine smooth muscle contraction; phospholipase C-activating G protein-coupled receptor signaling pathway; inflammatory response. Lineage: Eukaryota; Metazoa; Chordata; Aves; Passeriformes; Corvidae. Gene Ontology annotation, molecular function: prostaglandin E receptor activity. The coding region runs from base 74 to 1171 and encodes 365 amino acids. The record is from RefSeq and is a predicted model, not a curated record.